This is a messenger RNA of Nerophis lumbriciformis (worm pipefish), 1317 nucleotides long. Lineage: Eukaryota; Metazoa; Chordata; Actinopteri; Syngnathiformes; Syngnathidae. The record is from RefSeq and is a predicted model, not a curated record.
AUGGCGGGAGCGCGUUCCGAGUUCGGGCGUUCGACACGACACCGAACAGAAGAAACGAUCCGAUCCCCGCUGCGUUCUUCGCGCUUUGUGCUACCCGCGCUUUUCAUGGCCAAGCCGCUGUCCGACGUCGUCGUUCUCGAUCUUUCCAGAGUGCUGUCCGGUCCUUUUGCAACCCAGCAACUGAUCGAUCUCGGCGCCACCGUUACAAAGAUCGAACACCCCACGAAUGGGGACGAUACGCGGCGAUUCGGUCCGCCUUUCCUCGGUGACGAGUCGACGUACUUCAUCAGCAUCAACCGCGGAAAACGAAGCGUGGCGGUCGACCUCAAACAAGAACGCGGUAAAAAGGUCGUUUGGGAUCUCGCGAUGAAGGCCGACGUCAUCAUCGAGAACUUUCGACCCGGAACCGCGACCCGCCUCGGCCUCGGUCAUGACGCGCUCCGCGAAAAACGCCCGGAACUCAUCACGUGUUCGAUCAGCGGCUACGGCACGGCCGGAGACGAGCGAUACGAAGGACUGCCGGGCUACGACGCGGUGCUGCAAGCCGUCACCGGGCUCAUGUCAUUGACCGGUGAACCGGGCGGAGAACCAACAAAAGUUGGUGUCGCGAUCUCGGACAUGGUCGCGGGCCUCUACGCCGCCCAGGGCAUUCUCGCCGCGCUCUACGAACGGAAGGCCACGGGUGUCGGUCGCCACGUGGAAGUAUCGAUGCAAGACGCAAUCGCGUCGCUGCUGACUUACCAAGCAGGCAUCUACUUCGCGACGGAUCGAAAUCCUGCUCGAAUGGGCAACGCUCACCCGUCAAUCUGCCCGUACGAAACGGUCGAAACGAAAGACGGACUCUACGCGCUCGCCGUUGGCAACGACGCGCAGUUCGGUCGCCUUCUCGAAAAGAUGCAGCUCACCUCGCUCGCGGAAGAUUCGCGCUUCGUGACGAAUCGCUCACGUGUCGAAAACCGAGCGGCCCUCAUGGCGCAGCUGUGCCCUGUCUUCAAACAGCACACGCGCGGAGAAUGGGACGCGAUGUUGCGCGAUGCAAACGUCCCCGGUGGACCCGUGCUCGAAGUGAGUCAGGCGCUCGAACAUCCACAGCUCAACGCGCGCGGCUCGAUCCUCGAACACGAUCACCCGACGGCGGGAAAGGUCCGGACGAUCGCCAGCGCACCGCGCUUCGAUGGCGAGGCCCCGAUAGCCGUCGCUCCGCCGCCUCGACUCGGUGAACACACGUCCGAAGUCCUCAAGGAAACGCUGGGGUACGACGACGCGACGAUCGCAGAACUCAUGCAGGCAUCGGUCAUUCGAGGUUCGGAAACCUGA